Akanthomyces muscarius is the source of this 1530-nucleotide messenger RNA. RefSeq lists its product as uncharacterized. The coding region runs from base 1 to 1530 and encodes 509 amino acids. Lineage: Eukaryota; Fungi; Ascomycota; Sordariomycetes; Hypocreales; Cordycipitaceae. The transcript has a single exon. The record is from RefSeq and is a predicted model, not a curated record.
AUGUCCACCACCACCGCCACCACCACUAUUCCCGAGGGCAACGUCGGCAACCUGACGACCCAGCAGGAGGCCAAGCUCCGCCAGUUCUGGGGCACCAUCUUCAAGCUCUAUGACCUGUACGAGUCCAAGGACCCCGAGGUCCAGGCCGCGCUCAAGAAUUGCGCCACUCAGGCCAAUGCGCCCGUUCAAAAGUCUCGCUUCGGCCUCUUUGGCGGCGGCAAGAAGGCCAGCGCCGAGGACACCAAUGCCAUCGCCCUUGUUGAGAAGCAACUCGGCCUCGGUGCCGCCGACGAGAAUGACAAGUUUGGUCUGCGCAAGCAGUUCAUGGAGAUGCUCAGCAAGCACUCUGCCGAGUCUGCGCGUGCCAUGAUCCUCGAGGCUGUCAAGCAUGAUCACCCUGACGCCCUCGCGCUGCGCUUCCUGCGUGCCCGCAAGUGGGAGGUUGACAAGGGUAUCAUCAUGAUGUUCUCCGCCAUGGACUGGCGCACAUCCAAGUCCAAGGUGGACUCUGACAUCAUGUACAAUGGUGAGGCUGGCGGCGCUCGCGAUGAGAAGAGCUCCGACCCCAACACCAAGGUCCUCGCCCACGACUUUAUGCGCCAGCUUCGCAUGGGCAAGGGUUUCCUCCACGGCACCGACAAGGAGGGCCGUCCCAUCAGCUACGUCCGCGCCCGCCUGCACAAGCCGUUUGAUGGCAAGAAUGAGUCUCUGGAGCGCUUCAUCGUCUACAACAUUGAGACUGGUCGCAUGGUCCUCAACCCUCCCAUUGAGACUGCCUGCCUCGUUUUUGACCUGAGCGGCUUCACCCUGGCCAACCUGGACUACGUCCCCAUCAAGUACAUUAUCCAAUCCUUCGAGGCCAACUACCCCGAGUCGCUCGGUGUCAUUCUUGUGCACAACGCCCCGUGGGUCUUCAAGAGCGUCUGGAAGAUCAUCCACGGCUGGCUGGACCCCGUCGUCGCCAGCAAGGUGCACUUCACCAACGGCCGCGACGGUGCCGACGGCAUCACCAACCACAUUGCGCCCGACAGGCUCAUCAAGGAGCUCGGUGGUGACCUGGACUGGGAGUACAAGUACGUCGAGCCCGUCGAGGGCGAGAACGACAUCAUGAAGGACACGGCCACGCGCGACCGCCUGCAGGCCGAGCGCCAGGAGAUUGCCAACAGGUUCGAGGCUGCCACGAGAAAGUGGGUUGAGGCGUCGACGCCCGAGAUCAACGCCGAGCGCGCCAGCCUGGCCAAGGAGCUGUGCGUCAACUACUGGAAGCUGGACCCGUACAUCCGCGCCCGCAGCCUGUACGACCGCAACGGCAACAUGCGCGGCGGGAAGAAGGUGGCCUGGUACGAGGACGAGAAGGCCGCCGCCGCCGCCGAGGACAAGGCCGCCGACAACGCUACGGUCAAGUCGGAGGAGACGUUUGUCGAUGCCGGCACCGACGGCGAGUUGGCCGCGACUGCCAAGGCUGUUGACGCCCUCAACAUUGACGAAAAGACUCCUCUGCCCACCACCACCAACGCCGUUGCUGCGUAA